GAAGUAGUGCUGCUGCUGCGUCAACCCCGAGAGACUUCAGCCGUGUGGACCUCGAUGCAGGCUGUGCUUCAGCUUCAGGAAAAGCAAAUUCAGCCUAAAGUAGCUUAAAGUCACUGUUUAAAACUAGACGCGUAGCUUUAAAAGGCUUUGGCGUUGGUAUAAUUUGCAUAGCAGCGUUUUUUUCUUCAGAAAUAUCGACUAAGUGAAGGUAGCCGCCUGGUCAGUAAGCAGCCCUCACUAUGUCUGAUGGGGACUAUGAUUACCUCAUCAAGUUCCUAGCCCUGGGGGACUCUGGGGUGGGAAAGACCAGCUUCCUGUACCAGUACACGGAUGGCAAGUUCAACUCCAAGUUCAUUACCACAGUGGGCAUUGAUUUCAGAGAAAAGCGAGUGGUGUACAAGUCCAGCGGACCCGACGGUACACCUGGUAGAGGUCAGAGGAUACACAUCCAACUAUGGGACACAGCAGGCCAGGAGAGGUUCAGGAGUUUGACGACAGCGUUCUUUAGAGAUGCUAUGGGUUUCCUGCUGCUGUUUGAUUUAUCUAAUGAACAGAGCUUCCUUAAUGUCAGAAACUGGAUGAGUCAGCUGCAGAUGCACGCGUAUUGCGAGAACCCUGACAUCGUCUUGUGUGGAAACAAGUGUGAUCUAGAAGACCAGCGUGCUGUCAGCGAGGAGGAGGCGCGAGAGCUAGCUGAGAAAUAUGGGAUCCCAUACUUUGAGACGAGUGCAGCUAACGGUGAAAACGUCAGUCGGGCAGUGGAGGUUCUGCUGGAUCUCAUAAUGAAGCGGAUGGAGAGGUGUGUGGACCGGUCCUGGAUCCCUGAUGGCACCAUGCGCUCAAACGGGCACAGCGGGAGCGAGCUGGUUGAACCACCAACGCCAGAAAAAAGCAAGUGCGCCUGCUAGUGGUCACCUGCCACCACUGCACCCUUUCAUCCUGUUAUGAUACCAGCACCAUCACACCCUCCACACUUUUAUACAGAUAGCAGAUUUUAGAUAGCUCAGGAGAACGUGCCUGACAAUAUUGUCUUAAAGAGUGGGCCUGGAAACUUUACUACAGAAGGUAUACUCCAGUUUUUCCAGCCUGGUCUAUGUGUGCUGUAUCUGGAGCAUACAGUAAUGAUAAUUUCAAAAUCUUUAAUACUUUAUAGCCAAUAGUAAGGAGCUAAAGCAUCUGCUCAUUGACUUCUAUUAAAAAUAUGUUUCGAGUCAAAGCAAUGUUAUUGUCUGUGGCUUGCAGUCACACACUACACAUGCAGCAAACUGAAAUUAGGUUGAAAAACACAGGAGUGCUCCUUUAACUGUAAGACUGUUAGACAGAAAGUAACACUGAGGUUACUGUUCUGAGCUAUGUCAACCCACAUGCAUUAGAAAUGCAAUAUUAUGUCAUAUCCUCUCACACAGGCACUGACUUCCUGAAGCCAUCACCACGUGUUAAAAUUGUCAGCAUAAAUGAAACUGUGCGCAACACCUGAAACAUUUAUGCUUUUGGCUUCAGAAAGUCAGUACUGUUGGCAGGUUUAAAGUCUCUUCAUAUCAUCUUACUGGCCUCGCACAGUAAGGAAUGUAACUGAGACUGUAUUCAGCGGGUAUAUGUGCAUGUGUGUCUGUCACCUUUUUAUCAAUGUGUCAAAAAUAUGAUAAAAGAAUGAGAGAAAUGUUGUUUUUUGGAAAAGAGUUGUUUCACAAGUGCUUUAUUAAAAUGUGAUCGGCCGGGUUUCUGGACACAGAUUAAUCUAAACUCACCCUGAAAAUAAGUAGACAAGAGUGGAACUCUGAUUCAUCUUGGUCUAGAAACCCAGAUUAAAGGUUCAGUGGAAAAUCAGAUUUACACAGCUCACCCAACCCCACCGCUCCCCUUACCACAAACAUAGCUGUUCUGCCAGGAGAUGUUUGGAGGCACAUGUUUGCUUCUUCAUUGUUACAGUGAAGCUAUGUGACCAGUAGGCAAUAAAUAAAUUAAUUAAUUAAUAAAACAAUAAAAGCCAAUACUCUGCUCUGGUUAUCCAGCUCAGCUGUGUCCCAUUUGUGUACUACACACUAAUACUGUAAGGUAUAAAUUAUAUACUAAUCCUUAAACGAAAGAUGGGAAGAUUAGUAUAUUAACUAGUAUAUAACUUAGUAUACUAAUGUUCUUACCUGUCUUGUACUAACUGGAAGUGUCUAACCAUGUCUAUGCCAACAUUUGACAUUGAGUCCCUUCUAACAUUUUUUUAUAGUCAUUUUUCCAGACGUAAGUACCUCAGCCCAACUUUCAGCUUCAACUUUUCAGCUGCGUUGUGGGAUAAUAGUGGCCAUUGUAAACCCUCCUUAAAUAAUGAUAAAUAUUUGAUUUAAAUAUAUAUAUUGGGUAUUUUGUCUACACUACAUACUUAGUACUUAAAAACUAGUUAGUAUUAGUAAUUAGUAUACAAUCUGGACGCAGCCUAUGAUUUUGUUUGAGUCUGCAGGCAUGACCGAACUGACCAAGUCGGACCAUCAGUAUGACCAAUCUUGACCGUGCGGGUUGAUGAGUAUGACCAACAUCAAACCAAAACCAAAUGCAACAUAAACUAUACUGGUCAAGAGCUGGUUAAACCAUGUGACUAGCAGCAUGACCAGCACAACGGUCUGUGUUUAUUGUGGUUCAGUUUAGACCAUCUGAAACCAGCAAGCGGCAAAAGCUUAAAGACAUAGUCACCAAUAUAAUCACACGCUUCCGACACAUCUCUCAGACCACUCAAACUGUGUCUAGACCUUUGUUAAGGUGGUACAGAUUUGUGUAUGUGCUUUAGAGCAAUAUGAUAAUAUUUUAUUGUAUGGUAAUAUGUUUGUUAUUGUGAUAAAUGAUGUGCAUUUCUGAGUAUAUUGGUCAUUUCAUCAGUGCUUAAAAACACACUGAUUAACUGCACAUUUGAUUACAAAAAGUGUAUUUAGUCCUUUUUAAUUGGGUGAAGUGCAGCAAAAAAAUGAAAUAACUAGCAUUUAAUCAUUGUUUAUUGCCUGUGAAAAUAUGACAAACAUUGUGUAUUUUAAAAAUGUCUUUAAAUAUCACAAUACGGGGCACCGAGUGGUCCAGCGGUCUAAAGCGCUGCCACUAUGAGCGGGAGGUCGCAGGUUCAAACCCCCACUCAUGCUGCUUUACCAUAAAGCUGCCGGUGUUCAGAGGAAGCAAAAUUGGCCCUGCUCCCUCCGGGUUGGUAGACGGCGCUCUCUCCCCACAUCACUCCUAGGGUGAUGUCCACUGAGUUGCUGCGCUUUCCUCCGAGCGUGCUGGCUACUCAGCUACUCAAUCAACAGCAGCUCAAGAAAAAGACGUGGCUGACUUCACAUGUAUCGGAGGAAGCAUGUGCUAGUCUUCACCCUCCUGGUGUGAAGAUUUAAUUAAGUAAAGUAGAGCAGGACAAUAUAUCAUUAUUUUAUCAUAUUGUGAUCAUGAUCGCUGCUUAAAGAACACUGGUACAACAGUAUAUUCCUUUGCAGAGUAUGUAAACAUUAUAGAUAAAAUACUGUAUUUAAAAAGAGUAUUUGAUUUGUUUGCUGGUGCAUUUGGUCAAAACAUGAUCAACACUCUGGUAUUAUAAUAUUUUCUUUCAAUUUUAGCCAUACCGUCAAGCCCUAGUCUAAAGAUAUUCUUCGGUUAUUUUGAGCAAUCAAAAAUGUGAGUUUUAACCCAUUUAGAUAUUCAAACAUAGUCUCAAACUAAUGCUCUAUCCAUCAGCCAAUGUUAUUGCCAGUCUACACAAGCCUUAGUCUAACUGAUACUAAUAUUAUAACAUCAUUUGUAAUAUUUUGUAUUAAAACCUGUCUUUUUUAAAGGUCAAUCAACCAAUCAAAUCUGAUGACCUGGAUGUGAUUUGAGUUUGAUUGGGUUGAGAGAAACACAUGGGCAUAUAUUUACAGAAAAUAUUUGGAUGACUAUUAAUUUUUAGCAGUUGCUGUUAGAGCUACGUUAGCAUUAUAAUCCAGUUCUAACCUAAAAAAAACAAAACUUGGAUAUCAAAUGUGUCUUGGCUUAUCAACUGUCUGGGGAAGGGAAUAUUGUGUACAUUUGAUUUCACACUCAACCAUUCCACCAAGUGUGUUUUACAUAUGUUGGUUGAGGAGAUUUCAUUUCAUUGUCAUUUCUUUUUUUUUUUUUUUCGUUUUAGUGCCUUUUUGUUAUUUUUUUCCUCCAUCAGUGUAUAAGUGCAAUUUAGAGAACUGAUCUCAUGGACUCUCUCACAGGCUUGUUAUGAAUGGUUUUCUACAUUUCUGUACAUCACCAGCUAUCCAGUAUAACGGCUUCAGUACACCAGUUUAACCAUUUCAGCUGCUGUGAUGGACACUUUUCUCCUUGUCAGGUUUUUUUUUAAGUUUUGUUGUUCUGCUCUGUUUAGUAAUCUAGUCUUUAAAGUCUGAGCACAUGAAAUCAGCAGAUAUUUACUGUAGUUGAUGAUUUAUUGUAGGCUGUGUGUGCAAUGAUGUAUCAAUCUUUGGCAUUUUCUGUUUUUCUCAAUAGUUCAGUUGGAUUUCAACACGGUAAACUGGUCCUGCCUUGCUGGUGUUUUUGCUUACAGUUUUAGACUAGUAUAAGGAUUUUCUUAUCUAAUCCAAAACACCACAGACACUGUUUACAACUGGUCACUUCUAAUGUUUUAGUAAAGACUGAUAGACUUGACAUGGCUCGGUCUUGGUUCGGUCUGCUCUAAGUAAAGACAAAUACAUUUAGUGUUCGAGUCCAAGUCAAGAGGAAGAUAUUUAGUGUUUGAGUCCAAGUCCAGUCCAAGACCAAGGCGUUUAGUGGCCGAGUCCAAGUCAAGGCCUUAAGGCAUUUAGUAGCUAAGUCUAAGUCAAUACAAAGACACUUAGUAGUUGGGUCCAAUUCAAGAUCAAGACAUUAAGUUCUUGAAUUCAAAUCAAGACCAAGACCAGGUGUGUCAAAGACCAAAACAUUUUUUUCCCAUCAUAUACAAAUAAGAACAAGAAAGUGAAAAAAAUAAAAUCUGUAAAUUAUUGUUUAUUACACAUGAUGUAUAUUAACACAUUUAUUUCAUUAAAUAUUUUUUUAAAAAACUUCAAAUAAUAUACAGAACAAAAGUUUAGUUUCUAAAUAACGUUAGCUCACUUAGAGACCAAGACAGGACCAAUUCCAAAUGAAGUCAAGACCAAGAAGAUACUGAGAACGAAGUCAUACUACAACAGUAGUAUCUGGAUAAGACCGAGCCACAUAUAGUGUGCAGAACAGAUGUAAAAGAUGCAAAAUCAAAAUUGUGAAUGCACAGACACAUGCAGGACACAUUCACAUACCAUAACUCCUCCAAACACAAGGCAGCAUGGACUGCCUAAGCCAUUGCCUUCCUUUGUGUGUGAAGUAAUGCAGAAUGGCACAUGAAUUGUGCACACCACACGAAGAAGCUGAACAGAUAAACAACUUGUCACAUAUUCUGUCCCACACAACAGUUGUAUUUCAGUCUAACAGGAGAUGCAUUUGAUUACUAAGUGUAAAUGCAUGUGGUUACAUUUUUACCUGAAUACAAUCCAGAUACUAGUCAUGUGAAGUGACCAGAUUUAAACAGAGUCUAAUUCAACUCAUUAGCUACCAAUAGUUGCCUGCUAAUGAAGUGUGUGUGUGUUAAGGGAACAUGAAUAGCCUAAAAUCAUUCUACUCUCUGAAACUGAAAGUGCACUAACACUAACAUAUAAUUUCAUAGAUUUCAGUUUAGGUAAACGGGCUGAGGUUGCCAAUGAAUGUUCAUAGUGUUCAAAGUGCCAAUAAGACAGAAUGUGUAAUUGUGUUUUUCCUGGAGGAUUCUGUGUCUUACAUGCCAGAUUUUAGGCUGUGCCACUGUUUUAUAAAGGCAUUUUCUGAAAAAAAAAAUAAGAAAAUGAACCUGGUUGACUAACAGUCAAGCUACUACCUUUCCUACAACUGUCCAGAAGAUCCAGAAGAUCAAUUCAAUAUCAAUUUUAAGCCAUUGACCAGUUGUUGUUCAAGUGCUCACAAGUACAGCAUAAACAACUACCAGUCAUUAUCCACCAAGACUUUGGAUACACAAUCACUCAUGAAGCAUCUAUCCUAAUGUAUAGUCUUUAACACUGAAUCCACGCUAAACACUGUCUCUAUGCCAAAUAUGAAAAAAAAAUGUUUCAGAAAAGAAAUAUAUUUUAUUAUUUAUUAAAAUGGCUUCACAAAGCA
This is a messenger RNA of Astyanax mexicanus (Mexican tetra), 6159 nucleotides long. It is a transcript of the gene rab27a, whose product is annotated as RAB27A, member RAS oncogene family. The coding region runs from base 240 to 908 and encodes 222 amino acids. NCBI's taxonomy places the organism in Eukaryota, Metazoa, Chordata, Actinopteri, Characiformes, Acestrorhamphidae. Gene Ontology annotation, biological process: melanosome transport; positive regulation of exocytosis. Gene Ontology annotation, molecular function: GTPase activity; GTP binding. The transcript has 6 exons. The record is from RefSeq and is a predicted model, not a curated record. Gene Ontology annotation, cellular component: melanosome; secretory granule.